AUGGGUAGUAGCAAAAGUAAGAAGAGAGAAGACGGAAUCAAAACGUCGUUUUCAGCCAGCGCUUCUGGGUUCUUCAGCGCCGCGAAUAACGAAGUGAACAACGUGAAAAAGCUCGACCAGUCCGUGAGCUUAUACGAAAAGCUCGAGCGAGAAAUUCGAACUUCGGACGGGAAAUCGUUAUCGCUUUCCGACUGCGUGAUAAAGCUCGCGCUGAACGAACCAUCGGUAACGUUGAGAGACCGAGUUAUGGUGAGUUUGUGCGCUGAAGCUAUGUCAAUUAUCCCAGAGUGUGGAUUAGAGAACGCGUCAUUGGUGAUAUCCAUGGCUUUAAAGCACGCUUUGGUUGAAAACGGCAUCGACGAGAGCACAGUUGAAGUGAAAGUUGGCUACGUGAAAUCUACGAAAAAAAACGACGGAGGCGUCCGAUGUGAUGCGCACGUUUGGUUGGAGGUGGACCAAAGAAUAAUAGAUUUGAGCGUAGAUGGGGUUCAAAUCGUGGAAAUGGCCAGGAAAGCGGGCAUUUCGUACGAGGAUGUCGGGAAAAUGGCCGAGCACUUUUCGCCGGAAAUCGCCAAGGAAGUGAACAAAGAUAUUCGACCGGCUACGGUUUUAGGCAUACCAAUCGUAUUAAACGAGUGCAGAAAGAACAGACUGAUGUUAAAAGAACCACCCUUGACGGUGGAAGGUGCAGCAAACGCUAUUGAAACGGCAAAGAAGUAUCAGCAAGCGAUUCAGACCAUGUCUGUGAGCGAUAUCGAGAAGAAUUUAGAGAACAAGGCGGAUUUGAAGAACGCGUUUUUACGGCUAUCUGGGAUUAAAAUUGAACGCGUUUCAUCCGCAAAGAACAAAUUCCACGCUUUUGAAGACGCCGCUGAAAAGAUGGACAAAGCGCUCCAGACGCUCGAUCGUUUGAAGGGAGCAGGACCGCGGUAG
Messenger RNA from Bathycoccus prasinos, 933 nucleotides. RefSeq lists its product with no specific name. The coding region runs from base 1 to 933 and encodes 310 amino acids. Lineage: Eukaryota; Viridiplantae; Chlorophyta; Mamiellophyceae; Mamiellales; Bathycoccaceae. The transcript has a single exon. The record is from RefSeq and is a predicted model, not a curated record.